ACGGCCUACGUGAUGUGUACGGCGCGCAUCCUCCAUCGUUGAUAAAUUGGCUCGAAACGACUUGUUCGAGUCAACCUUUUCAAGGGUUUCUCAGCCUCACAAGGGCGAAUCAUUACCACUGGUUUUAUUUCGAAGCCCAGAAUGAAAACGAGACUCCGAGUGCGACGAGUGUACAAGUGGCAAGGAGAACCUUUGAGAUUCGACAGGAAGCUGAAAAACUUUGAAUACGGCUCUUUGGUCAUCAGUGUGGAGGGUCUACCCAGGCCCAACAUCAUUAACGCUGGUCAAUGCAUUCUUAUUGAGGGUGAAGAAGAGGACAACCCUUAUGUGGCUCAAGUUAACAAGCUGAUUGGGGACGAGAGUGGGAGGCAGAAGAAGGCCAUGGUCCAGUGGUUUGUCCGUGCAUCUGAAGUGCCUGUGAGCAAACUGCCACUACUGGGUAGAGAGCCGCAUCCACAGGAAGUCUUUUACUAUCAGGGACGAGGCUGCAAUGAAGAGGUCAAUGCCGAGUCCAUCCUCAGACCCGUGCAGGUGAAGUAUCUUGAUGGACCAGCUCCCUUCCCAGACUCCAAUGAUAAAGAUGUGCUCUAUGUGAAGUUGUCCUGGGACACCAAGACUUUCAAGAUGAUGGACUCCGCUGUAUUGCCACCUUCCACCCCUCCUAGCUGUCCCAAACCCUGCCACCCCAAUUCAUUUCCCAGCUCACCGGCUGCGGCCGCUCCCGCAUCUCGAAGAGUGAACCGACGAGCUUUGUCUACACCUGGCACCGCUGUCAUACAACGGGCAGCUUCAGCGAAUCUCCGAUACGCCGGCGACACCAUGAGUACAGGAAAGGUUUGCCUGGAGGCCGAGUCACUCCACUCAGCCACCAAACUGUCCGCUUCAAAAUGUCUAAGCACCAAGAGAAGGAAUGCGGCAGCCAGGACGCCAGGAGUCCGCAAACGGCUCGAGCUCUGCAGUCCAGAGAAGAAGUCAAUGCCUUUCAGUGAUGUCUUGAGUCAGCUACUGGAUGAAGAGCUCGAGUCAGAGGUGGAGUUGGCCCAGAGGUUAUUGGCGUCUCCACCUCUGGUGCUGCAUCCCACCUACAGCCUAACCCCACGCCGGAAGUUGCACAGAGCACCUGCCGACGCAGAUUCUCUCUCCCAAAAGCCCUCCGUUUUCAUGAUGAACAAACUGUCUGCCUGUGAGACAGACAGUCCUCCAUCUAAAACCAGAGCUUUUUCAUCCACGACCGAAGUGGACAAUGAGAACUCUCCAAUGCUGCUAGUUGCCGCAACACCAAGGAGCUCAAAAAGGAAGUCUGCUCAACUAGUGUCUGCUAGGAUCAAAAAACAAUUAAGUCUUCUGGAUGACCAGCAAAACGAGGACUCAAACACAGAAGACGAGGAAGAGUUUGCUCCAUCAAAUAAAACACUAUGUAGUAAAAGUGAGGAUGAUAAACUGAUUCACGGUGAUGAAAAGGUACUAGUAAAGGAACAGGUUCUCGCAGGGUCUCGUUCGAAGACAACUCUGUCUUCAACCAGGACGCCUCGCAUAACACCCAACAAGAAGGGAGCAACCAAUACACCACGGACUCCUGCCACUCCCAUAAUUCCCAGCAGGUUGAUGCCAGCCCGACACCCCACCAACAUAUUGGAAGUGGCCAGAACAAGGCUACACGUGUCAUCGGUGCCCGAGUCUCUACCGUGCAGAGAGCAGGAGUUUCAAGACAUUUACAGCUUUGUGGAGAGUAAAAUAAUUGACGGCACAGGAGGGUGUAUGUAUAUCUCAGGUGUGCCAGGGACAGGGAAAACUGCAACAGUGCAUGAGGUGAUUCGCUGCCUGCAGAAUGCAGCAAACAUUAACGAGAUCCCAUCAUUCCGCUUCAUCGAGAUCAACGGUAUGAAGAUGACGGACCCUCAUCAGGCCUAUGUUCAGAUCCUUGAGAAACUAAUUAGUCAAACGGCUACAGCUGAUCAUGCAGCUUCCCUACUGGAGAAGCGAUUCAGCAACCCUGCUCCCAGAAAGGAAACCACUGUGCUGUUGGUGGAUGAAUUGGACCUCUUAUGGACCAGAAAGCAAAACGUGAUGUAUAACCUUUUUGACUGGCCAACGCGUCGGCAUUCUCGCCUGGUGGUUCUGACCAUCGCAAACACUAUGGACCUGCCAGAGAGGAUCAUGAUAAACAGAGUGUCCAGCAGACUGGGUUUAGCCCGGAUGUCAUUCCAGCCUUAUGGAUUCAAGCAGUUGCAACAGAUCAUCAUGUCCCGGUUAAACAAAGUCAAGGCCUUUGAGGAAGAUGCUUUGCAGCUGGUGUCCAGGAAGGUGGCUGCUCUGUCAGGUGACGCUCGUCGGUGUUUGGAUAUCUGUCGCAGAGCCACUGAGCUCUGCGAACACUCUGCUGCCAACACUUCCAUCACGAGAUUGGUGGGGAUGAGUCAUGUGAUGGAUGCACUCGAUGAGAUGUUUUCCUCCUCCUACAUCACUGCCAUCAAGUCUGCUUCAGUGCAGGAACAGCUCUUCCUUCGCGCUGUCAUUGCAGAGUUUCGGCGGUUGGGUUUGGAGGAAGCAACCUUCCAGCAGGUAUUUCUACAGCACCAGGCUCUGUGUCGGGUGGAGGGUCUGCAGUCGAUCGGCGUAUCGGAGGUUCUUGCGGUCUGUCAGCGCCUGGGAGCCUGCAGGUUGUUACUGCUCGAGACGAGUCGCUUCGGUAUCCUGCAGCGCGUCCGCCUUAAUGUUAGCCAAGACGACAUUCUCUAUGCCCUGAAGUCUGACUGAAGAAGUGAUUCUCUUUAUUUUUUUUAUAUUUUGUCAGAUGAAGUUGAGCUUUUUAAUCGUCACAUCUUGCCUUUGCCCAACAUGAGCGAGGCUGUAUUCUUGCAUCAACAAAAAAUUGUUGUAGUUUGCCCACAGAUAUGUUUUUACUGUGUAAUUGCAAGGUUGUAUUUUCCUCCUGUUUGUUACAAUGUGAUUUAUCCUUACUGGUUUGUCUUUUCGUUGAAUGAAACGUUUCUUAAUAAAGUUUACAUGUGUUUA
Messenger RNA from Phycodurus eques (leafy seadragon), 3015 nucleotides. RefSeq names its product origin recognition complex, subunit 1 (gene orc1). Gene Ontology annotation, molecular function: ATP binding; chromatin binding; ATP hydrolysis activity. NCBI's taxonomy places the organism in Eukaryota, Metazoa, Chordata, Actinopteri, Syngnathiformes, Syngnathidae. Gene Ontology annotation, cellular component: nuclear origin of replication recognition complex. Gene Ontology annotation, biological process: mitotic DNA replication checkpoint signaling; DNA replication initiation. The record is from RefSeq and is a predicted model, not a curated record.